AUGAGCGCAUUGACCGAGUUUGAGCCGUUUGUUGACAAGACCAUUCAGACUUUCUUUGCAAAGCUGGAUGAAUUUGUCGCACAGAACCAGAUCUGCGACAUCGCCUCUUGGUUGCAAUACUAUGCAUUUGAUGUUAUUGGGGGGUCGACGGGUGCUGUAGCUCGCUUUGCGCGUGCUCGACUAGAUGAACGACUCCGAGAAGCAUCCAACGAGAAGAAUGUCAGCGGAUUGUCCCAGCCACCACAUAGGGAUUUCUUGGCUCGCUUCCUAGAGGCUAAGCAAGAGCACCCGAAAAUCGUGACAGACAAUCAGGUGUUAUCCUACACGAUCAGCAACAUGAAUGCCGGCUCCGAUACCACAGCUAUUUCACUUCGAGCAAUCCUUUAUUACACGCUGAAACAUCCCAGAGUUUCGAGAAAACUAGAUAAUGAGCUCAAAGUCGCUUACCAGGAGAAUCGGAUCUCCUGUCCAGUCUCCUGGAAGCAAAGUCAAGAGGAGUUACCAUAUCUCGAUGCCGUGAUCAAAGAAGCGCUCCGCCUGCAUCCGGCUGUGGGUCUGCUGCUGGAGCGUGUCGUUCCCGUGGGGGGACUCCAGCUUCCCAAUGGUGGACCGUUCUUACCUGCAGGAACAGUUGUCGGCGCCAAUCCAUGGAUUAUACACCGGCAUUCUUGUUUCGGUGAGAAAGUAGACUCAUUCAUCCCUGAGCGAUGGCUGCAGAUGAACGGGGAAUCAGAAAACGAGUAUCUAACCCGGAAGCAGCAAAUGCUGCGAGCUACCUUUACGUUUGGGUCUGGGCCUCGGACGUGUAUAGGGAAGAACAUCAGUCUGUUGGAGAUCUACAAACUUGUGCCGUCUCUCUUUUUGACCUACAAGAUCACUUUGAAGGAUCCGGAGAAGGAGUGGACAACGGUUAACGCGUGGUUUGUGAGGCAGAAGCACAUGGAUGUGCGGUUGACCCAUCACAAUUAA
This is a messenger RNA of Penicillium longicatenatum, 969 nucleotides long. RefSeq names its product cytochrome P450. Gene Ontology annotation, molecular function: heme binding; oxidoreductase activity, acting on paired donors, with incorporation or reduction of molecular oxygen; monooxygenase activity. The record is from RefSeq and is a predicted model, not a curated record. The transcript has 4 exons. Lineage: Eukaryota; Fungi; Ascomycota; Eurotiomycetes; Eurotiales; Aspergillaceae. The coding region runs from base 1 to 969 and encodes 322 amino acids.